Gekko japonicus is the source of this 1699-nucleotide messenger RNA. RefSeq names its product cytokine receptor-like factor 1 (gene CRLF1). The transcript is spliced from 8 exons. Lineage: Eukaryota; Metazoa; Chordata; Lepidosauria; Squamata; Gekkonidae. Gene Ontology annotation, molecular function: cytokine receptor activity; protein binding. Gene Ontology annotation, biological process: cytokine-mediated signaling pathway. The coding region runs from base 12 to 1181 and encodes 389 amino acids. The record is from RefSeq and is a predicted model, not a curated record. Gene Ontology annotation, cellular component: external side of plasma membrane.
CUUUUUGCAAUAUGAUGAAAGUGUUCUUACUCGGUUUGGCUCUCCUGCGGGUGGAUUCUCUGAUGUACCCGGCGGUCAUCUCCCCCCAAGACCCCACCCUCCUCAUCGGCUCCUCGCUCACCGCCUCCUGCUCGGUCGGUGCCGAUUCGAGCCUGAGAGCCGAGGAUCUUUACUGGACUCUAAAUGGCCGGCGGCUCCCGGCGGAGGCCUAUGAGGUCCUGAGUGCCACCGCUCUGAGCGUGACCAUCCCCAAUCUGAAUGGAUCGCAGCAGCAGUCCGGGGAUAACUUGGUCUGCCACAGCAAGGACGGAGGCAUCUUGGCCGGGUCGUGUCUCUAUGUCGGAUUGCCCCCGGAGAAGCCCACCAACAUCUCGUGCUGGUCGAAGAAUUUGAAGGAUCUGACGUGCAAGUGGGCACCGGGAACGGAAGGCGAGACCUACUUGCACACCAAUUACACCCUCAAGUACAAGCUCAGGUGGUACGGACGGGAUAACACCUGUCAGCAGUAUCACACGGCCGGACAGUAUUCCUGCCACAUCCCCAAAGACCUGGCUCUCUUCACACCGUACGAAAUCUGGGUCGAAGCCUCCAACCGACUCGGGGUGGCCGUGUCUGAAGUGGUCAUGCUGGACAUCGUCGAUGUUGUGACAACCGACCCCCACUCCAACGUCCACGUGAGCCGCGUCGGAGACUUGGAGGACCAACUCAGCGUCCGAUGGAGCGCCCCACCAGCCCUCAAAGACUUCCUCUUCCAAGCCAAAUAUCAGAUCCAGUAUCGAGUGGAGGACAGUUCGGAGUGGAAGCAGGUGGUGGACAACGUGGGCAACCAGACCUCAUGCCGACUGGCAGGGCUGAGACCGGGCACUGUCUAUUUUGUCCAAGUCCGUUGUAAUCCAUUCGGUAUCUAUGGCUCCAAGAAGGCCGGAAUUUGGAGUGACUGGAGCAACCCGACAGCGGCCUCCACGCCUCGGAACGGACGCGCCGCGGGUGUCUGUGAGCCGAAGAACGGGGAGCACAAUAACACGCUGCGCCGGGAACUCAAGCAGUUCUUCGGCUGGAUGCGCAAGCACGGCAGUUCGUACGGCUGUGCCAACCUGAGCAUCAAGAUGUACGACCAGUGGCGCGUCUCUCUGCAGAAGUCGCACAAAACGCGGAACCAGGUAGGUCCUAUCCGGCGAUAAAUCGUAGCAGAGUUUGAAGCAGCAACGUGCCCAGCCGACAAGGACUGUUCAGCAGUUGCAGGGGCCGGUUCUCCUUCCUGGCGGGACAGGGAGUCGCAAAGGGCUUGUCCUGUCGCAAGCAGCUGGCGGAGGAAUAGGGUUGUUUGUGUGCCCGCUGGCUCCGACAACAAACGAAGCACUGACCUUCUCUCCUGGCACCGUCACGGCCUGCUUCCUCCCCCUGUCAAGUGGCAAGGGGUGGCACCCCUAUCCUUCUCCCUCCCUCCCAAUAAAUCUUUGUCCAUCAACGUUUCUCCUCCACCAGCACUUAGGAGAACGUUAAUAUCUCCCAACUUUUCCCGUCUUUGCCUUCUUGGUAUCUGCCACUAGAGGGCGCAUUUGCUAUGAGGGCUGAUCCUCCCUCCACCAGCCCUCCAAAGUACGUUCAGCGUCCCGGCCAGUGAAGUUCCGGAGGUUUUGAGGCCCGAAGUGUGGGUCAGGCGGGAGGGAGGCAGCUAAGUUAUCUCCUGACAUUUCAA